This is a messenger RNA of Lynx canadensis (Canada lynx), 3241 nucleotides long. RefSeq names its product potassium channel tetramerization domain containing 21 (gene KCTD21). The transcript is spliced from 3 exons. Lineage: Eukaryota; Metazoa; Chordata; Mammalia; Carnivora; Felidae. The coding region runs from base 207 to 989 and encodes 260 amino acids. Gene Ontology annotation, molecular function: histone deacetylase binding; cullin family protein binding. Gene Ontology annotation, biological process: protein homooligomerization; ubiquitin-dependent protein catabolic process. The record is from RefSeq and is a predicted model, not a curated record.
GCCCGCGGAGGGGAGGCUGCAGAGCGAGGGCAGGAGGUGGGUGCGGCGCGGCGCGAGCGGAGACUCGGGGCGCAGAGACAGCCGAAAUAAAGAGCCCAUCCCUUGAACUCAGUGCGUCACACAUGAUCUCAUUCAACGCUCUUACCCUGUAGAGGCGGCACCGUAUCUAUUUACAGGACUACUUUCCAGCACCCCAGCCUCCUGCCAUGUCUGACCCCAUCACACUCAACGUUGGGGGGAAGCUCUAUACGACUUCACUGGCAACCUUGACCAGCUUCCCCGACUCCAUGCUGGGUGCCAUGUUCAGUGGAAAGAUGCCCACCAAGAGGGACAGCCAGGGCAACUGCUUCAUUGACCGUGAUGGCAAAGUGUUCCGCUACAUCCUCAACUUCCUGCGGACCUCCCACUUGGACUUGCCUGAGGACUUCCAGGAGAUGGGCCUGCUCCGAAGGGAGGCCGACUUCUACCAGGUGCAGCCCCUGAUUGAGGCACUGCAGGAGAAGGAGGUGGAGCUCUCCAAGGCUGAGAAGAAUGCCAUGCUCAAUAUCACCCUGAACCAGCGUGUGCAGACAGUCCACUUCACCGUGCGGGAGGCACCUCAGAUCUAUAGCCUCUCUUCCUCCAGCAUGGAGGUCUUCAAUGCCAACAUCUUCAGUACCUCUUGCCUCUUCCUCAAGCUCCUUGGCUCCAAGCUCUUCUAUUGCUCCAACGGUAAUCUCUCCUCCAUCACGAGCCACUUGCAGGAUCCCAACCACCUGACUCUGGACUGGGUGGCCAAUGUGGAGGGCCUGCCAGAGGAGGAGUACACCAAGCAGAACCUCAAGAGGCUCUGGGUGGUGCCAGCCAACAAGCAAAUCAACAGCUUCCAGGUCUUCGUGGAGGAGGUGCUGAAAAUUGCUCUGAGUGAUGGCUUCUGCAUCGAUUCUUCUCACCCACACGCUGUGGAUUUUAUGAACAAUAAGAUUAUUCGAUUAAUACGGUACAGGUAAAAGGACCCCAGGAACACUGAAGGAGGGGGCUUCCAAGAAGCUGCAUGUCAGCCAAGGUCCUGGAGAGUGUCUCACCGGUGGUGUGAGGCAGGGCGCUUUACUAAUCUGUAUUAACCGCAUAGCAGGACUUGAUUCCCCCCACAAUGCAGUCUACCUAUAGGAAUCCGUGUGUCCUCUCAACGGAGCUACCUUUUUCCUUGCCACUUUGAGCUACAGAUGGGCAGUUUGUCAUAAGUGAAGUGCCUGCCAGUGUGUCCUAAAGGAGGCCACAGGAGGGCUUUCUGGCUACAAAGGAAUGGCGAAUUUUCCACAGGCUCCAGCUCUCUCUGUACCACUAGGCAGUGCCUCACUUAGCCAUCUAUGAAAGGAGCCCCUGGUGGAGGGAAAGGGGUGAAAACAAGAAGCUUCCUUCAGUUUCCCAGGACCUAAAGUAACCAGAGAUCCCCACCCUACCUGCUCCUCUGUCCCUAGGAUGCAGCCGGGAUCUUGGACUUGUUUGCCCAGGGACAACCAUGUUUGGCUGGCGUGGAAAUGCAGUAUGAUUUCAGAGCUGCGUUUUGGGCCCCCACUGUGGUGGGGAGAGAUUUGAGCUGUGGCAUGGCCUAGAGGAGUGAGCAUCCAGGCAGGGUUCAGAAGAUGGGGAUAUCCCUCUGGACUGGGCCAAAUGUAGACAUGUGGGGAUUUUUCACUUCACAGGUGAGCUGCUGUCCCUGCGAAGAUUUUAAAGUACCUGGAGCCAGUGCAACAGAAGGCGUUUCAUAACGUGGACUGUUACAUGACUUCUGUAAUCCUUUCCCCAAGAAUUUGAAGUAUCAUUGAAAGAGGUCAUUUUAAAUAAUAUUAUGGACUCUCAGGGUUGGAAAGUAAUUUAGUGGUCGCUUAGCCCUUCCUGGCCCCCAGCACACCCCCGCCCAUUUGGGGCUAAGCACCUCUCCCCAGCACCUUCAAGUGAUCACAACCCUCCUUGCAUACUUCCAGCAACGGGAAGCUCAUCAACCCCAAGGCAGCCCCUGCCGUGGUUGGCCAGUGCUGUUAGAAAGCCCUUCCUUACAUUGAACCAAAAUCUGUUCUUCCACACCCAUUUUCUAGUCUUGGAUCUAGACCUUCUUUCUCACUCAGAGGUAUGUUCGUUUACUCUUUCACAAUAGUCACCUUAAAAGGCCAGACCCUUAUUCUGAAAAUAUUAUUACUCAAAUUAGGAUUCCCCCUGGGAUUUGUCCAGAACCAAGGUUAACCCCCUUCCCAUCCCUUGUAAGUCAGCCCCAUUUUGUGAUCACUUUGUUUUGUGACACCCAUUUCAUCCGCCUCCUCACCGUCUGUGGCUCCGCAUAGCUUUUGACCACCUCCUGUUGGAGGAUAAAGAUUUGUUGCCCCAAGAAAGUGUUGCCAGAGGAAGGAGGCCAGGAUAUGGCAGGGCGGAUUGCACCAAGGAGCCCUGGAGUUACCAUAACACUCCUCUCAGAGUAAGCGUCCAGGCACUGUGACAUUGCUCGGAAAGAAGUGGCCUUCUGCUGUGGUACAGUUUCUGGUCAUAACCAACCCGUGGACCUCCCUGGGAUAAGGUCCAGAGCAAGACACCCCAAGCCACCACUUUCCAAGGGGUGAUGAAUAGUGCAGACCUCAAAACUGCACAUUAUGAUUCAUCCCUGAAGUUUGGCCUUGGGAAUCUUCCCCAUUGGGUAGGGGCUCUUGGACAAAACCAGGGAAGCCUAGUGACACAGGCACCCACAGGAGAUGGGCUGAGGAAGGGACUUCCUAUAAUUACACCCUGGGAACAAGGAGCUUGUAUGCUGGGCUGUGGGCAAGGCUGCAUCCGUUAGGUAAUAAAGGCCUUUUCCCCCUACAGUGGGACCCAGGAGUCUCUGACAGCUGUCCCAGGUCACCAGACCAAUAGUACUCGGGAAGGUCACUCAGGAGAACCCAGGUUAGAACAGACAUAGCAGAAGCUGUGACCACAAUAAAACAGUUUAUCACCACUGCCCUUUCCCUUCUCCAUAAAAAGUAUCUUUCUCCAUCUUCUUGGUGCUUCUUAAUUCAAACAGCUUGACGUUAGAGAAAGUAAAGGACUUGUGAAGCCACUAAUGUGCUGUGUGACUGUGAAGUCGCCCACCUCACUGAGCCAUCUCCAUUUCUUCAUCUGUGAAAUGGGCAUAACAGUAAUACAUAACCCUACCUACCUCACAGGGCUGUUGUGAGGAUCAAAUGAAAUAAUGUACGUGAGAAUACAGUAUAAAUGAUCAUCAGUGUUACUA